Messenger RNA from Lagopus muta (rock ptarmigan), 7748 nucleotides. It is a transcript of the gene GPR146, whose product is annotated as G protein-coupled receptor 146. NCBI's taxonomy places the organism in Eukaryota, Metazoa, Chordata, Aves, Galliformes, Phasianidae. Gene Ontology annotation, biological process: G protein-coupled receptor signaling pathway. The coding region runs from base 2601 to 3602 and encodes 333 amino acids. The transcript is spliced from 3 exons. Gene Ontology annotation, molecular function: G protein-coupled receptor activity. The record is from RefSeq and is a predicted model, not a curated record. Gene Ontology annotation, cellular component: membrane.
AGAAAUGAGAGGUCGGAGUUUCUGCUGAGCUUACCUUGGAAGGGUUCUGACUUGAUGGACAAAAUGUUUCUGCCAGCCUUCAAGGAACAGCAGGGCAGUGCCUACCAGGUUGCUACCAGGCAGCAGAAGUGGGCUCUGAAUUAUGCUGGAGCUGCAAUGCAAUGAUUUACCACAAUGAUGCUGUCUAUGGAAUAAAGGAACAAACAGAUUACAGUGGUCGCAAACCAUCUGCAGAACAGCAAAAGACUUCACAUCACAAGAGCGGGGCCCAUGGGAAGGAGCCGAAUUGUGAAGUGUUCUCAGGCAGAUGUUUGUUUAGAAUUUGUGAAAAAGCAGUGAGAUGGGCGAGCAAUCUCAAAGGAUGACCGACGCACAGUGAGAAGAGUGACUUCAGAAGCCUGAGCAACUGUGUGCUCACUCCACAUGUGACGGAAAUACACCCAUCCUUUCUGAGAAUUCCGUUCUCGUUGCUGGCUUGACAUGCCUAAGAAUGCAUCGAAGGCAGCCCAGGAAGUCCCAUAGGAACGAGAGAAGAAAGAAAUGACGAGUAUCAUCUGAAGAACCUCGUGCUCCCUCUGCCAGGACCGGAACGGAAAGCGGUACUGCAAGAGGAAGAAAACCACCCCACCCCCACUGAUCUGCUCCUGCUCUUUUGUUUGUAUGCUUUAAGCAUCCCAGGCAGGAUGUCAGAUUUAAUGCUACUUUAUGCAUCAGUUAUUACUGUAAUCCACUCAUGGCUUCCUUCACGUUGUACUGCAUGGGAUCAACUACAUUAUAAAAUGAAACUGAUAUCAAUUAUAAGCAUACCACCCGUCAAACUGGUCAAUGAUUGCACCACGAAGACGCAAAUGAUGGGGUUGGCAGAGGCCUGUUUUUCUCAGCCCAGCACCCAGUAUCAAGCAGGAUUUUCUUCUACACUAAUGUUUAAAGCAUUUUAUCUGAGCCAUAUCAUUAUAUUCCAAACAAUAGCAGCUCAGCAGCCACACAAAAAAAGAAUAUUCGGUUUCUUACUUGCCUGCACUGCAGCAUUUUUCCCCUCUCAUCUAACCUGGACAAUCUAGUUUUACUUUUCUGUACAGCCAGCCAACGACUCCUCUGUUAACCCUUACGACACGUAUAUCAACUGGUAAGCUGAAGAAAACAUCACGUAAUGCAGACUUGGAGGUAACAGCAACGUGAGACGGCUUUCUCUCACACUUCAGAGUUCAGAGCGUGCUCCCCCUGGGGCACAACUAAUGGCAGGGGUGCUAUUCUUCUGCAAUACCUAUCAUCCACUAUUUAAAUGUUUAAGGAGUAACCCAUAAAUAAUACUUAGCAUGUCACUUUCUAAAUGCACCUUACAGACCCUGAUGAGUAGCCAGAAUCUACUAAGCCAUGGUUCAUGCAACGCUUCUGGCAAAGACUUCCAGUUUUCUGCUUCUGCAAACCCCUGCAGUCCCACAAUGCCUCCCCACGCAGCACGCUUUGCUUUCAGUCCCUGCAGAAAUUAAGAGAUCCUUUGGGAACUCUAUAGGACCUGAGGAAGGUAUGAAUGCUCAGCAUCUGCAGAGACUUCAUUUGUUGGCAACAGCUUUAUAGCUACAUAUGGCUCAUAAUGACAUUACAGUUUGUGAAAAAGAAUAUCCAGAGGUUGGAUUAUCUGUUUAAGGGCACUGUCGCAUACAGGUCAAGCAGACAAAAGCAUUUCUUUACUAAACUAAACAUCUGGACAGCAAGAGGGGGCUACAGCAGAACACAAAAUUCAGCACACCAUUAACGAUCAACCUACAGCUCAGAAACUCUGCAAAAGAAACGAUCCACUUUAAGGACAGACAGAACACACGCACACCACUGCUUGUGUGCAACGCUCAAACACAGUGAGCUCAGUCAUCUUUCCAGCUUCUCAAAGAAAGGAAACACGAUGGGAUCUGUGACACCAUCACAAAGUGGGGGCCCUGUCGUAUCCUCGCAACACUGAAGCAAUCUCUGAAUUCCACAUCAGUGCCCAGAAACCUGCCUCCCCAGCUUCCAGAGCUCGCCCUGUGAGCAGGACAAGCAGCGGGAUGCUUCUUAGCACAGUGUGCUCAACCACUGCCUGUUCAGGACGUAUGGCCUGUAAAAGCGAAACCUCAAAGCCGUAUAUUCUUAUCACAGGUUAAAAAUAAAACACUUGCUCUUGAGCAAGAGCGGUGGAUCGCAGGGCAGGGAAUGGGCUCCCAGAUGUCCCCAGGGAACCUGAGCACAGAUGACAACCCCCAACAGCUCUGAUUGCUGCCGCAGCCCAAGCAUUCUGGGCAGUAAGUCGGAAACCCAGUGGCUGAAGCCCAGCCUCUUGCUUCUUGAGCGGGGCUGUAAACAGCCAAAGGGAGGGGCCUCGCACAGCCAAGCCGAGCCCAGAGUGGUGAGUAAGUCACCGAAGGAAAAACAAGUGCAGCAUGCAGCACUGGGGCUGGGAGGCAAUGGGCUGCGGUGAGGCGCUCCGGCUGCUGCCCUCCCCGCAUGCCCUCCACGCACGUCCCCUGCAAUGCCCUCCAUGCAAGUGCUGCCCAGGAGAGCCUGCAGGGCUGUGAGGUGAAGAAAAGCUGGUAACCAGCAGAGAAGAUACAAGAGCUAAAAUCACUAUGUGGAGCUGUGAAACCUUAAACAGUACUGACAACAGCGAGGACCAGCAUCUCUGCCAGGACUUCCACUUCGUGCUGUCCAUCUUUUCCCUACUCUACCUCAUCAUAUGUUUCCCAAUUGGCCUGUGCUACAACGGCCUGCUGGUCCUGGUCAACCUGUACAACAAAGCGACCAUGACGAUGCCCGAUGUUUACUUUGUCAAUAUCGCCAUUGCUGGUCUCAUCAUCAACACCCUGGCACCAAUGUACCUCCUAGGUCUUGCCAACACAAAAUGGGCCAUCUGGAAUUCUAACAACGAAGUUUAUAUCACGUUGCUUAUUUUGUUCAACGUCUCAUCUUUGGUUACCAUGUACUCUACCACAUUGCUCAGUCUGGACUACUACAUCGAACGCGCCCUACCCAGAACUUACAUGUCCAGCGUGUACAACACCAAGCACGUCUGUGGAUUCAUAUGGGGAGGAGCCAUGCUCACGAGUUUCUCAUCUCUUCUGUUCUACGUCUGCAACCACGUAUCCACUAAAAUAAUUGAAUGUUCCAAGAUGCAGAACAAAGAGGCAGCGGAUGCCAUCAUGGUGUUUAUCGGGUACGUCGUUCCGGCUGUCGCAGUACUGUAUGCACUUAUUCUGAUCCUGAGGAUACGCAAAGAGGCGACACCUCUGGAUCAAGACACUGGACGAUUAGAUCCAUCGGUGCACAGGCUUUUGAUUGCCACAGUCUGUACACAGUUCACGUUAUGGACACCCUAUUACAUUACCCUUUUGGUAAGCACAUUUACUUACGCACGAGGAAGACCUGCAGAUGAAAACUACAGUCGGAUAUUACAUUUUACCAAGGUUUUAUCCAAAUUCUUGGCUUUCUCGAGCAGCUUCGUGAUGCCUUUGCUUUAUAGAUACAUCAACAAAAACUUUCCCAACAAAUUACGACGGCUGCUCAAAAAGAUACACUGUGGGAACCAGGGGUGUUCUCACGAACGCACAGCAGUACAGCAAGUCAUGACGUAGGCACUGAGCACCUCUGGUGCUGUUACUGCAGUACUCAGACUGCGAUGUGGCUGCGUUGGCACUCAAAGUCACCGACGUGACAGCCCCAACCAGGAGGAGCCUUUAAUGAGUGAAAGAGUCUUAACUUUCCAAAUGUGUUUGCUGAGAUCUGUAAGACUCUGGCUAUGUGCUGUAAUACCUGUGACAUCUAACACUCUCAGUGCACUGAACUGCUUACAAAGCGUAAGCUCUGUCUUCAUCAUUCUAAUACUCCUGUCUGAACAAAUCACUAAGCAGAUGAUGGAAAUCCUGACUGAACACACAGCACCUUGUAGGGGAAAAGGCAUUACCUUGUUUUCUGUGCAAAGAAGUAACAGCGCUAUCCUUGAUGAAGUAAAUAGUAUUUUUCAAUGAAGAUGAUACGGGUGAUCUUUGCUAAAGGGCGUAUCACCCAAUUAAACAUGUCCGAAUAGUAAAUGUUAAUUAUAAAUUAAAUUAUUUAAUUUCCUCUCCAUCAUCAAAUUCCCUACUCUACCAUUUUCAGAAGCUAUAUUCUCACACUCUCUAACCUAAGCUAUUAACACGUACGACGAAUCAGAUUUUUCCUAGACACAACAGUAACAUGUUUUAUUCUUCCGGUGCUUUGUUUGCAUCCUAAGGCAUUUCAGGAAUUCAAAAAAUAUUUAUUAACUAAUUCUAGGGGAAUUGAGAGAUUUUUGUUCCACAUGUUAAAAUGAAGGACACAAUGGUUUACAAACUUAAAUCAAAACUGAACGAGUAAAGAAUGUCUGGCUAAGUGUUAUGGUCCACAUAUGUUCAUCUGUAACGAGAGUAAUUAUCUUAAAAAUAAAUAUGUUUAUGAUUAACAUUUCUUAUUUUCAAGGGAUAUGUUUCUCUACAAAUAAACUGAAAUCUCUUUAAUCUCAGGGAUCACUGGAAGUUCGGAACCCAGGAAAAAAAAAACCUUUCAAUGCAUGCAAGAUUUUAGGAUGGGAAUAAUACGAGGGAUGCUCCAAAAGUAAUGCCUCCUAUUUUAUUUUGUUGGUCCACGAUGUCAGAGGUGGAUGUUGGUGGGAUGGCAGUAGAGGCUGAACCUCCCCAGCAAUUUUCUGUGACGUGCUGUUGCCGUGUGACAGAUGGCAGCAGAGGGGCACUCUGACAAAGUGGCAUCGGACAUUGGAAGUGUGUACAGAACAAAGGUGUUUCGAAAUAAAUAGCACUCACUGACAUUUUUCAACGCUUGCUGAAGGUUUGUGGAGACCAAACAGUGGGUGUGAGCACUGACAGGGGUGGGCAACGCAUUCCAGCAGUGACACUGACUCUGGUCGCUCACACGGGUGUGGAUUUUAACAAGUGCAGUAUGCAGGUGCUUGUUGUUUGCUGGCAAAAAUGCACAGCUCACGGUGGUGACCGUGUUGAAAAAUAGUUUGGUGGCUGAGAAUUUGCUCUACCAAGCACUGUUGUUAUGCUCUUUGUAUCUGCAGUGCUUUCCAUGGCAAAAAAAUAGGAGGCAUUACAUCUGGAGCGACCUACAUACAUAUGAAUUCCACUCAACAUCAGCUUCUUGCUGACCUGGGGAAAAAUGCAGUGUCUCCCAAUGUGAUUCACAAAUACACAGCGAAAGUACAGUUUCUGUAUUUCACAGUGGGGAUGGAAAAAACCAACACAGCUCAGAGUGUUUGAAGAACAUGAGAAAUACAAAAAGCUGCUGGAAACAAAACUACCCUGAUCCAAACAACCACCUGCUGCUGUUGUUGCAUUAGUGACAGCGGAGGGGACAGAAGUUAUGCUAACAUUCUCCCAUUGGCUGAUGGCUAGCAGGACUUCUUUGCCACUGGCCCUGCAACAAAUCAUUUCUUUGCUUUAUCUGUCACAACACAAAUCAUUCAGCAAGACUUCAGCCAAAAAAAAUCAGGGGUUUUCAGCCUCUGUUAUAGAAAAACCAUAGAGUAAAAACAGAAUUAAAUCUUUUCUAUUGCAUCAUCUGAUCUAAUAGCUGGUCACAAUUUAUGAGCAUAGGAAAAUGGUUAAGUUUAAGUGAGAAGGAGAUGAGGAACAGACUUUUCUCAGAUCUUUUCCCCUCUUUUCACCAUCAUUUGAGUCAUUCUUCUCACUGCCAUCUUCGCUUACCUGGUUCGUAUACAGUCAUCAUUUACAUUAUCAACAUCCUGCUCACCCCUUCCCCUUUUGCUUUCAAUACUGUUUUCUAUCUCAGUGAACUUGUUUAACCAUUGAAACCCUACACAGCAAGUCAUCUAUUUGUGUGGUGGUUUCUCCCCAUGAAAGCUAGCCAGCAUAAUCGCAUUACUUUGCUUCACAGUGUCAGCCUGUGGAUUAAAACCAGGUCACAGAAGGAAGCCUUUCCUUACCACCACGUCCAUUCACACACUAACCUAUGCCUCUGCAGACACAAUACUGGCUUCUUGGUUUUCAUAACCAUUUUUUGGUUUCAUUUUUCUCUUAACUUGAGAUAUAUUCUAAGAAUUGCAAGUUACACUCAUUUGAAGCAGUCAAGCUCACACCCACAGCCAUUCAUAGCAAAUCUUUCCUUGGAACUGCUGAGUAAACGGAGACUCAUCUUCCCUCCGGGGAACACUGGGCAUCCUGCAGCACCACGUCACAUCUCUCACGUCAAAACUGUUCAACAAAUUGUGACCCACGGGGCAGGAAAACAAACAGCAGCAGAGAGGAGCUGGCAAACCUGGGUGUGAGCAGAGCCUCGUGGGGCUGGGACACGGCCAGGGCAGCGGGCUGAGCAGGCAGCACAAGGGCAGCUGUAACUGCUGUGCUGCUGCCCUGCGUCCAUUUCCCCUCUUCCUAAGAUGCACCACACUACUUCCCAUGUCUAAGCACUUGUCACAUUUAUUUCUGUUCAGGUUAAAUCACCAGGCCACGGCUCUUUCAUCACCUCUUUCUGUUAUUCCCCUCGUCUCCUUCAGUUCUCUACCCAAACAUGCUAUUCCAUUUCAUUCUGCUCCUGAUCCUUUUGUGCUUGGCCUUGUACACGUGGUAAUUCCCAAGACCACCUCCUCCAUGACAACUCAACCUCCAUCCAACGAUUUGGCAUUACAAAUGGAACUGCACGGAAAAUGGAAGCUGCAACUUAACAGGAGAAAGAAAAGUCUUCUAUCAUCUACCCUUCAAACCUCAACUUUGAUUUUUUUCCUCAAGAUCCUUUUUAUUGCAGCAGAAUUAAGUUUGUGCAUAUCCUCAAUAAUCUACUAAAUGUGAUGGCAAUCAUACAGGCAAGGAGUGCUGAUAACUUCACGAACAAGACUGACAGAAACUCAAGGAUUUUUAAGAGUGAAUUUGAUCAUUUGCCUCAAAGAAACCGUGCCAUGGAAUGGGCUGGCUGCUGUUCCUCUAAAUUCUGAACUUGAUUCCAGUGCUCUCAUGUGGUGUCCCUUAAAAAGCAAUAUCCCACAAAGCAAGAACUUCACAGUAUUUAUAGAAGCAGGACAUGAGCAAGCGCAUUAAAAUACUCAAGGAAAUGCACCAUAAUGUAACUAUGGAGGAACCUUUAUGGGCUAAUUUCUAAAAUACAAAGUUCUCAGGGACGAGGCCUUUCCAUUUCGAUACCCAAAGGUUUUGAUGACUGUAAAUAGGGGCAUGCCUACUUUGCAUCUAAAUAAAUAUGAAUAAAAUACUGUAUAUAUGCAUGAUAAAAAUCAGCCUACUGAUGAAAAAAUAAUUUUGAAGUAAUUCAUUAAAUUAUUUCUUAAAGCAAGUGUAUCAUUAAAUGCAAACCUCUGGACAGUCAAGUGUACUGUAUGUUCCGGUAUGUACAUACUGGCAUUAGAAAGUAAGCACUUGUUAAGCGCCAUUAUUAACAGCGUUAUUUUCUCACAAAAUUCAACUUCAUGCUCGAGAUGAGCUGUGACUUAAAGGCCACUUCCUGAAGAGCCAAUUAAGUCAAAUCUGUGAACUAACAAAGAUGUUCGUCUCUGCUUCUGCUGAAGGUAUUAACACAGCCAGUUCAAGUCAGGUCUGUGUUGACAAACCCAGUAGGCGUCCUGGUUUCAAAAGUUUCCAUUUAGAAAUCAAAUUGAGAUGCUCUAUGAAGAUGCAAUGUUCAGUUAAGGAAAGAAAGCGACCAACCACUGGAGAAUUCCUGGUUCUACUUGAAAUAAAGAAAUGAGGUCCCUCCAUAUUAUAUCCAAGAACGAC